AUGGUACGAGAAAACGACCCAAGAGAUACUCUAAUAAACCAAGAACUGCAAUUUGUCACUGAGAUUGUAAAUUAUGUUUUCCUUGGCGGAAGUUUGUCCGUCUUUGGGAUAAUAUCCAACAUCAUCAACAUGGUUGUGUUCUACAAGCAAGGACUUAAAACUACAACAAACAUCAGCCUGUUUGCCUUGUCAUUAUCUGACCUACUGACUCUGGUCACUUUGUUCGAAUACUCCAUCUGGAUGAACCCGUUGGUGGAGUUCUCGGAUACACCAGUCAACACCAGGGAGGUCCAGUACCUCAUCACUGGCUGGCCUAACGUCUGCUUCACCAGGAUCACGUGUCUCAUCAUGGCCUUCAUCACCGCUGAAAGAUACGUCUGCAUAGCUUUUCCUCUUAAAGUAAAACAGAUCAUUACCCCGAAAGUAACAACAAUCACCAUUUGCAUCAUCUUCGUCGCCUCGAUAAUCAUGGUACUGCCCAGCUACUCAACCAUCUACUACGACUGGAAAUUUUAUCCGCGAAGCAACGUAACAAAAAUCGGGAUUCACGUGAUCAACCAUGGGACAGUGGAUAAAUAUUCGUUUCUCAUCAACGCUUUUUUAGGCUUGAUAUCUUUACUGCUCGUCAUAUUUUUCACAGCUUUAAUUAUCUGGAAGCUCCAGCAGAAAUCUCAGUGGCGAAAACAGAACACCAGAGAAGCGAACGAUUCUACAUCAAGUCGAGACACGAAAGCUAUUAUACUGUCCCUGAUGAUUUCUAUCAUUUUAAUUACCCCAUUCUCCCAGACCCCAUUCUCCCAGACCCCAUUCUCCCAGACCCCAUUCUCCCAGACCCCAUUCUCCCAGACCCCAUUCUCCCAGACCCCAUUCUCCCAGACCCCAUUCUCCCAGACCCCAUUAUCCCAGACCCCAUUCUCCCAGACCCCAUUCUCCCAGAACCCAUUCUCCCAGACCCCAUUCUCCCAGACCCCAUUCUCCCAGACCCCAUUCUCCCAGACCCCAUUCUCCCAGACCUGCAUCACCCCGGCAAACUAUUGA
This is a messenger RNA of Physella acuta, 1038 nucleotides long. RefSeq lists its product as uncharacterized. NCBI's taxonomy places the organism in Eukaryota, Metazoa, Mollusca, Gastropoda, Physidae. Gene Ontology annotation, cellular component: plasma membrane. The record is from RefSeq and is a predicted model, not a curated record. Gene Ontology annotation, molecular function: G protein-coupled receptor activity. Gene Ontology annotation, biological process: G protein-coupled receptor signaling pathway.